Molecule: messenger RNA, 948 nt
Organism: Sporothrix schenckii 1099-18
Lineage: Eukaryota; Fungi; Ascomycota; Sordariomycetes; Ophiostomatales; Ophiostomataceae
Product: cfem domain containing protein
Exons: 4
Coding region: 1-948 (315 amino acids)
Source: RefSeq, a predicted model, not a curated record
AUGCGCUCCCAAAAUUCCCUGGUCUUUGUGCUGGCUACCCUUAUGGGUAUUGCCAAGUCUCAGAGCUUUCCUAACGAGGCCAGCCUCCCCGGAUGUGGCGAAACAUGUCUUGAUCAGCUUAUUGCACAGGCUGGCUCCUUUGGCUGCGCUGCGGACGGAGUCGGUUGUCUCUGCGCAGCUACCAACUUCCAGAAUGGUGUCCAUGAUUGUGUUGUUGGUGCCUGUGCAGCUGACCUCGUGGCCUCGGUUACAAACUAUCUCGUUGCCGUUUGCGCAACUGCUGCCGUGAAUGCUCCAGCUGCCACUUCGACACCAACCACAUCUGCGUCAGCCGUCUCACCAACGUCACAGGCUGUAACAUCCUCAAUACCGCCCACGACACCAGUGUCGUCCACUCCCGCACCUGUCACCAGCAGCUCAGUGGUGACAUCGACUCUGCCUACGACAAGUAGCCUUCCGAGCAGCACGUCCACUCCGGAGCCAAGUACUUCUACACCGGCUUCCAGCACCACACCGAGCUCGUCAAGUGAUGCACUUGUCGCUACGACUUCAACCCAGCCGACAUCCAGUUCAGUGCGCCAGACCGCCACCAGCUCUACCACUGGUUCUCCUGCGAGCACUACAUCCAGCACCAGCAGCUCGACUGCCACUGCCUCGCCCGGUCUGACCGUUGGUGCUAAAGCAGGAAUCGGCAUCGGUGCCGCCGUUGGUGCUGUGGCUGUUAUUGCCGCUGUCGUGGUGUGUGUCAUUUCCCGGAAACACCGGAGUCGUAACAAUGAUCGAAGCCCUUCCCGGUCCCACCUCCAGAUCUCGGACCCGAUGCCUGGCUCGGGCCGCAUCUAUGCAAAUGACGACCGUAGCAAUGGUUACGACAACUCUGAGCUGGAGAUGAAGUCUCGGCGAUACGAAGACAUGGUCCCUCGGCACGUACCUAGGAAUAUGGUUUGA